Molecule: messenger RNA, 9452 nt
Organism: Phyllostomus hastatus (greater spear-nosed bat)
Lineage: Eukaryota; Metazoa; Chordata; Mammalia; Chiroptera; Phyllostomidae
Gene: RALGAPA2
Product: Ral GTPase activating protein catalytic subunit alpha 2
Exons: 40
Coding region: 178-5853 (1891 amino acids)
Biological process (GO): regulation of small GTPase mediated signal transduction; positive regulation of GTPase activity
Cellular component (GO): nucleus; cytoplasm
Molecular function (GO): GTPase activator activity
Source: RefSeq, a predicted model, not a curated record
CCUCCCCUAUUGGUGCCCGGCUUGCCCCUCCUUCCUAGAGUCCCAACUGCAGCGGCGGCAGCGCGAAGGGGGGCUGCAAGUGACCCAAGCGAUUCGCAGGUCUGCACCCUGUGCGGUGACUUGCGCAGCGCAGGCGCUUCCUUCUCCCCCCGCGGGACCCGGGCUUCCCGCGGCAGGAUGUUCUCCCGAAGGAUCCACGGGGAUGUGAAGAAGUCCACCCAGAAGGUCCUAGACCCCAAGAAGGACGUGCUGACCCGUCUGAAGCACCUGCGGGCGCUACUGGAUAAUGUGGAUGCAAGUGAACUUAAGCAGUUUUUUGAGACCAACUAUUCUCAGAUAUAUUUCAUCUUCUAUGAAAAUUUUAUAACACUGGAAAAUAGUUUAAAAUUAAAAGGGAAUAAUAAGUCACAAAGGGAGGAGCUCGACUCCAUCCUCUUUCUUUUUGAGAAAAUACUGCAGUUUCUACCUGAACGCAUUUUCUUUCGAUGGCAUUACCAAAGUAUAGGCUCAACUUUAAAGAAGCUUCUACACACUGCAAAUUCUAUUAAGAUAAGAUGUGAAGGAAUCAAGUUGUUUCUUCUGUGGCUUCAAGCACUUCAAACAAACUGUGCAGAAGAGCAGGUGCUGAUUUUUGCUUGCCUCGUGCCUGGUUUCCCAGCAAUCAUGUCCUCCAAAGGGCCCUGUACUCUGGAGACACUCAUCAGUCCAAGCCCUAGCACAGCUGAUGCAAAGAUAUAUCCAGAAGAAAUCACUCCACUCCUGCCAGCCAUAUCAGGGGAAAAGAUAGCUGAGGACCAAACAUGCUUUUUUCUCCAAAUACUAUUGAAGUAUAUGGUUAUUCAGGCUGCAAGCUUGGAGUGGAAGAAUAAAGAGAAUCAAGAUACUGGUUUUAAAUUUCUUUUUACAUUGUUUCGAAAGUAUUAUCUUCCUCAUUUAUUCCCAUCAUUUACUAAGUUAACAAACAUCUACAAACCUGUACUUGAUAUCCCCCAUUUAAGACCAAAGCCAGUGUAUAUUACUACAGCUCGAGACAAUGAAAACAUUUACAGUACAAAAAUUCCAUACAUGGCAGCACGUGUUGUUUUUAUUCAGUGGAUUGUAACUUUCUUUUUGGAAAAAAAGUAUCUAAGUACAGCACAAAACACUAAAAAUGGAGGCGAUGUAUUGCCUAAAAUUAUGCAGGUGUUCUUGAGUGCCAAAGAGGGUGACUCAGAAGUGGUAAUAACUUUCUUCCAGACUGUUGGUGGUGGUAUAGUUCAAGAGAGGGCACCAGAGCUGGAGAGUGGUGGACCUGCAGAGCCAGACAAAAACCAUUCUAACAGCAGCACCUUGUCAGACCGGAGACUCAGCAACUCUAGCCUUUGUAGCAUUGAAGAAGAGCACCGAACCAUGUAUGAAAUGGUGCAGCGGAUUCUCUUGUCAACACGAGGUUAUAUCAAUUUUGUGAAUGAAGUAUUUCGCCAGGCAUUUUUGUUGCCUUCCUGUGACAUAGCUGUAACAAGGAAAGUAGUUCAAGUGUACAAAAAAUGGAUCCUCCAGGACAAACCUGUGUUCAUGGAGGAACCAGAUAAAAAAGAAGUUGCCCAAGCAGAUGCUGAAAAAUUAGGAUUUUCUGAGACUGACAGCAAGGAGACUGCAUCUGAAAGCUCCGGUCAUAAGCGAUCUUCCAGUUGGGGACGAACAUACUCCUUCACAAGCGCUGUGAGCAGAGGGUGUGUGACAGAAGAGGAAAAUAAGAAUGUGAAAGCUGGGGCCCAGGCUGUGCUGCAGGUAUUUUUGACAAAUGCUGCAAAUGUCUUUUUGCUGGAACCAUGUGCUGAAGUUCCCAUACUCUUGAAAGAACAAGCUGAUGCUUGUAAAGCUGUUUUGAUUAUUUUUAGACGCAUGAUAAUGGAACUUACAAUGAAUAAAAAGACAUGGGAACAGAUGUUGCAAAUACUACUCAGGAUAACGGAAGCUGUCCUGCAGAAGCCAAAGGAUAAACAAAUAAAGGACUGGUUUGCCCAGAGUUUGGCAGGAUUACUGUUCAGGACACUCAUUGUGGCUUGGAUCCGAGCAAACCUCUGUGUGUACAUUUCUCGAGAGCUCUGGGAUGACUUUCUUGGUGUGCUGUCCUCCCUCACGGAGUGGGAGGAACUCAUAAAUGAGUGGACCAACAUUAUGGAUUCCUUGACAGCAGUGCUUGCAAGAACUGUUUAUGGAGUUGAGAUGACAAACCUACCUCUGGACAAAUUACGUGAACAGCAGGAAAAGAAACAACGAGGCAAAGGUUGCAUUCUAGAUUCUCAGAAAGGAACCACUGUGGGGAGAUCCUUUUCUCUCAGCUGGAGGAGCCACCCAGAUGUGACUGAGCCAAUGCGAUUUAGGAGUGCCACCACAUCUGGGGCACCAGGAGUUGAGAAAGCAAGAAAUACCAUUCGCCAAAAAGCAACUGAAGUGGAAGAAUGUCAGCAGUCAGAAAAUGCACCUGCAGUUGAAUCUGGUCACCUGGUGGCAGAGCAGCAGCAGCAGAUCAUUCGGAGCAGCAGUACACCCGAUGUCACUGAGCCACUGUGCUCAGGGUCAGCUCAGGGUCAAAAGGUAGAAAACACACAGAAUUUGAGUUCUUCAGAGCCUAAGCCUAUCCAGGAGAAUAAAGGAUAUGUGAAGAAAGAAUAUGAAGGAAUAACAAUCUUAGUUCGAAGAAGCAGCAGCUCUGCUGAACUGGAUUUAAAAGAUGAUUUGCAGCAGACGCAAGGAAAAUGUAGGGAAAGACAGAAGAGUGAAAGUGUCAGCAGUGACACAGCUCUGGGCUGGAACAAUGAGGCAGAGUUGUCCAUGACUUCAUGGCAGACCUGUGAGGAAGAUACAGAACUGAACUCUCCCACAGAUGUUGUAGCUGACUCUGAUGCCCGCCAUUGGUUACAACUGAGUCCCACUGAUACUUCAAACUUCACAGAUAGCAGCGAAUGCCUUACAGAUGACUGCAGCAUAAUUGCUGGAGGGAACCUCACUGGUUGGCACCCAGACUCUGCUGCUGUGUUAUGGCGAAGAAUCUUAGGAAUCCUUGGAGAUGUGAAUAAUAUCCAGUCGCCAAAGAUCCAUGCCAAAGUUUUUCGCUAUCUAUAUGAACUCUGGUACAAACUAGCAAAGAUACGAGAUAAUCUAGCAAUAAGCCUGGAUAACCAGUCUUCUCCAUCUCCUCCGGUCUUGAUCCCACCACUCAGAAUGUUUGCAUCAUGGCUAUUUAAGGCAACGACAUUGCCAAAUGAAUAUAAGGAAGGUAAACUACAAGCCUACAAAUUGAUCUGUGCCAUGAUGACCAGACGCCAGGAUGUUCUACCAAACUCAGACUUCCUGGUACAUUUUUACCUUGUGAUGCACCUGGGAUUAACCAGUGAGGAUCAGGAUAUCUUAAAUACCAUUAUAAGGCACUGUCCACCUCGUUUUUUUUCACUGGGUUUGCCUGGCUUCUCAAUGCUGGUAGGGGACUUUAUCAUGGCUGCUGCCAGGGUUCUCAGUACAGACAUGCUGGCGGCACCUCGUUCAGAAGCUCUCACCAUUCUAGGCUCUCUUGUCUGCUUUCCAAAUACCUACCAGGAGAUCCCUUUGCUGCAGUCAGUGCCAGAAGUUAGUGAAGUCUCUACAGGAACUGAAGAUGUCAAGCAUUACCUCAUAAAUAUUUUACUGAAGAAUGCUACAGAGGAACCAAGUGAAUGUGCAAGAUGCAUUGCUAUUUGCUCCCUUGGAGUCUGGAUAUGCGAAGAGCUUGCACAGUGUACAAGGCAUCCUCUGCUAAAAGAGGCCAUCAAUGUGAUAGGUGUCACUUUGAAGUUUCCUAACAAAAUCGUGGCUCAGGCAGCUUGCGAUGUUCUUCAGUUGCUGGUUUCCUACUGGGAAAAGCUUCAGAUGUUUGAAACCUCUCUGCCUCUGAAAAUUGCAGAAAUCCUUGUGGCCACAAUUGCUUUUCUUUUACCAAGUGCAGAGUACUCCUCAGUGGAAACAGAUAAGAAGUUUAUUGUAUCCUUGUUACUCUGCCUCUUGGACUGGUGCAUGGCUUUGCCAGUGAAUGCCCUCCUCCACCCAGUGUCUGUGGCAGCCCUCGAGGAACAGCACUCAUCCAGAGCCCCUUUGCUGGACUAUAUCUACAGGGUUCUACACUGCUGUGUAUGUGGUUCAAGCACAUACACCCAACAGAGUCACUACACACUGACCCUGGCUGACCUGUCAUCCUCAGAUUAUGACCCCUUCCUACCACUGGCAAACGUGAAGAAUUCUGAGCCAGUCCAAUAUCAUUCAUCAGCAGAAAUGGGCAACCUGUUUACUGUUGAAGAGGAGAGGAAGAGACGAAGUUUGGAGCUAAUCCCUCUGACUGCCAAAAUGGUGAUGGCCCACCUGGUGAACCACCUGGGACACUUCCCCCUCCAUGGGGGCCCAGCUGUACUGCAUAGCCUGGUCAGCGAGAAUCAUGACAACAUGCCUGUGGAAGUUUCUGAGCUUUCCUCCGAGGUGUUCAGGAGUCCAAACUUACAGUUGUUUGUAUUUAAUGAUAGCACCCUCAUCUCCUACCUUCAGACACCCACAGAAGGAAUGGCAGGCAGCUCACCAGUGGGCACCCUCUCAGACGUGAGGGUAAUUGUGAGGGACAUCUCAGGAAAGUACUGCUGGGAUGGGAAGGUUUUGUAUGGACAUUUAGAAGGCUGCUUAACACCCAACAACAGAAAUCCUUCAUUUCUGAUUUCGAGCUGGCAUCAUCAACCAUUUGGACCUCAGAGAGAUUUUUCUCAGACUGAGGAGGGAGAUGAUGUCCUUGAUAAAUUACUUGAAAACAUUGGCCACACUAGUCCUGAAUGUCUUUUACCAUCACAGCUAAAUCUAAAUGAGCCUUCCCCACCCCCACUUGGAAUGAACCGUGACCAAGAGAAGGAAAUCAUCAAGGUCAUUUUGCACCAGAAUGCACAAGAAGAUGAGUAUGUUCAGAGGGGUAACUCUGAUUCGGCCCUGAGAGUCCCCAGCCAGGAGCAGCCCUCACCAGUGGAACCCCAGGGACCCUUUUAUUUUUGCAGGUUGUUGCUUGAUGAGUUGGGAAUGAAUUCUUGGGACAGAAGGAAGAAUUUUCAUCUGUUGAAGAAAAAUUCAAAAUUAUUGAGAGAGCUAAAAAAUCUAGACUCCCGUCAGUGCCGUGAAACGCAUAAAAUUGCAGUGUUUUACAUUGCUGAAGGUCAAGAAGACAAGUGUUCAAUCCUUUCCAAUGACAAAGGAAGCCAAGCAUAUGAAGAGUUUGUUGCUGGACUUGGAUGGGAGGUGGAUCUCUCCACCCACUGCGGAUUCAUGGGUGGACUUCAGCGCAAUGGCAGCACAGGACAGACUGCUCCUUACUAUGCUACCUCGACUGUCGAAGUGAUUUUCCACGUUUCCACUCGGAUGCCAUCAGACUCAGAUGAUUCACUCACCAAAAAGCUCCGCCACUUGGGGAAUGACGAGGUCCACAUUGUCUGGUCUGAACACUCCAGGGACUAUCGCAGGGGUAUUAUCCCAACUGCCUUUGGAGACGUUUCAAUCAUUAUUUACCCAAUAAAGAAUCACAUGUUCUUUAUCACGAUAAGGAAGAAACCAGAGGUUCCAUUUUUCGGGCCUCUGUUUGAUGGAGCCAUAGUGAGUGGGAAGUUACUGCCAAGCCUUAUAUGUGCCACAUGCAUCAAUGCCAGCAGGGCUGUGAAGUGCCUCAUCCCACUCUACCAGAGCUUCUAUGAAGAGCGAGCUCUGUAUCUCGAAGCAAUAAUUCAGAACCACCGUGAAGUAAUGACAUUUGAGGAUUUUGCAGCCCAAGUCUUUUCUCCAUCUCCAAGCUACUCCCUCAGUGGAAUGGAUUAAAAUACAUAAAGGUCUCAUUGCAGUAUUUGAGCAAGGGCCCUGGCCACCAGCCUGAGUGCCUGCCUCACAGCGCUCUUGGCAAGGAGUAGAUGGUUGAGACUCCCCCACUAUCCUCACCCAGAAACCUCCAAACCCAGACACUCUGGAAACAUGGUAGUUGUGCUAGUGCCCUCAGCAAACCUUCCAUUAAUGGACUUCCGAAGUUAAAGACAAAUCCCACUGGAAUGUUGCAGGUUGGACUUCCAAACUAGGCACUGUUGUAUUGCCCAGAAACCUCAUGAACCUUGAGCUUCAAAAGAAGAAAAGAAAAAGUCACCAACAAACACAGACAUACCCACCAUCAUGUAGACAUUAGUGUGGCUGCUCCAGGCAGAGACAGCAGAAGAUUCCAGGCUUUCAGGGAGGGGCACAGGAUAGCUGAUUUCUGUGCCCUAUAUUGUUUCUUCUCAUUGACCCAAGCAUGAUUCACAGAGGGGCUGGCAAAACAACGGUCAAAUUGUUUGAGGAAUUUUCUCUGCAUUGAUUUUGCUAGGUCUCAUGUUAGAAUGUAUGGUUUACUCAAAAAUUUCAUCAUCAGGGAAAUUGGCUUUCCCUAGGGUCUUUUGCCCAGGAGACAUUUUACCUCAGUUGGUAAGUGUUUUUCCACCUGGUGACUGAUGCCCACUAGCUUAGAUGUUUUCCUGACCAUGCUGGAGGCACUCCAGGUCAUGACAAUGAUACUCCUAUCACAGAGCACUCAGAUGUUUCUUGAAAUUCGGGGUCCUGUUCCUGUGAAAGCUCUGUAGGUCAGGAAGCUUCUAAGGCCCCUCUCAGCACAGCACCAGUCAAGGAGCAUGCCAGCUCAGGUGCUAGAUUGAAACAGGCACCCUGCAAUGUCCAUCUGCCUCCAAGAGCUUCCCCUGGAAUUGUGCUCUCCUGCCCACUGCCUAGAGAAGACCAUGGCAGGGGCCGUAGGGAUAUUUCCCAUCAUACAGAGCUUUAGGGUGACAGAUUCCAAGCAAGGGUUUGAUUAUGCUUUUCAGUCAUUUGGCUCUGAGGGAUGCAUAAUGACCCUAUUUAAAAAAAAAGAAAAGGAAAACCAGUGAAAAGCUCUGCCUCUUCUGGCACUUUCCCAGCACCCUUGCUGGGUGUCUGAGGGUGUCAGAGACAGAGAAAUCAGUCAACAGGGAAGACCUCUGCUUCUCACCUAGGUCUUGGCCUAUCUCAGUGUGGAGUUCUGCCCUACCACCCACUGCAGUCUUUGUCUUGUAAGGUCAUUUUAGACACACAGGUCCAGAGUAGAGUAAGCUGCUGGCUCAGAAUUUGGGGGUGUGGGGGGAAGACAGCCACUAGGAGAGGCCCUAGUCUGAAAAAAGGUCAGCCGUGCGUGGGUAUUUUCCCUCUCUCCUCUGCCCUCUGCUCCUCUGUGUCCGUCUGCUCUGCACCCAUGUGUGUUGCCCCAGCCCACUUAGGUAACCUUUCUGUGAGCCCUCAGAGCCUACUUGAGAGUGUCAGUGAAGCCAUUUUCACUAACCAGUCAGUUCUUUCUAUCAACCAUCCAGCUGGUUUGGCUGGUACCUGACCUUUGAAGAGAAAAGAGCAGACCCAAGAGCAAGACUGCCUUUUGGGACAAGUGAAAGGGGAUUGUGGAAGUCUUUCCUAUUAGAAGGGUGGACCUUAUAGUUCUAAAGAGAAUUUGUUUUUUUUGCUUUGUAGGAGAUUGCAGGUGGGGCUUAAUGCCCAGGCCCACCAGACAGAAGCAGCUUAAACAUAUCUGUGUAUGAGAGGAUGGGGGAUGCCCCAAAGUAGAAUACAUGGUCUUAAUCAUUUUGUGCCGUUCUGUAAACAGGGAUUUGUUCACUCAUUGGGGCUGAAUGGACAAUAUAAAGGGUGACUGGAAGUCACAGCAUUUUCUGUUGUCUCAGCAAAUAUCAGGAGUUUAUGUUCUCCUCCCACACACACACCUUUUUAAUGAUUUGGGCUUUCUGGUGGGCUUGGUUUGCCCCAUCACUCACACUCGAGACUGCUGUUGAGUUGCUUUGUUUCAUAUAUACAAAAUAGCCAAACCUUGUUCUUUCCAGGAAAGGCAGUGCUUGUUGCUGGGCUCCAGAGUCCCAUGGAGACUCUGUUGGGAAGUAGUGUCUAGAACAUUUCUACAUGAAUCUACAACAUUCUAGAAUCUCCAAGAUUUUAGAACAUUUCUUAAGAUUCUACAAAUCCCUGGUGCAGAAUUCUUGGAUUUAGUUGAAGUGUUGGAACUUGGGAGUCAUACUGAACUCCCCUGGACUUCUGCUCCAUGAUUCCAUUUUACCUCCAGGAACCAAUCCUUCUCACCCUGCAGUGGCAAACUCAGUUGUAGGUAGCAAAGACCUUUCUGUCAUCCCUAAUGAUUUUGGCAAGUCUGUGACCCCAAAUUACAACCAGCAGUUUUGCCACUAGAGCUUUUCCCGAGCCCACUAUUCUUAGUACCGAGUUUCAUUUGGAGACUUGGAAUGGAGAAGCUGGGGAUCUGGCAACCAGGUUUGCUUGCAAUCAUCGGGACUUGAAUCAUUUUUGUAAUUUGAGGUGGACAAUUGAAAUUUUUUUUUUACUUAGAAAAGCAAAUAUUGUGCUUUUGUAAUUAAUGCCUUUCAACUAAAUUGCUAAGGGUCACUCAUCCGGUGGGGUCCCACCUGAGUCAUAUUAGUAGGUCAGCCAUCUGUAAACAAAAGUGGCCCUUAAUUGGCCCAAAAUCGAUAAGACUCACAGGCUUCCACACAGGGCCAUCGUGGUUUCCUUCUCUGCACUCAUGUUUUACAGUCUCACUGAGUAGGUUUUGUACCUAAAAAAAUAGUAAUGCCACAAAAUGAUGACUCCUUUAAAUAUAGUAAAAUCUUAAGUAGCCAGAAGUGAGGAAAUUUAGCUUGGGUAAAUGACUGUCACAGUGUCUUCAUGCAAUUAAGCCUGCAGUUCCUAAAAAUCCACGGGGAGGUGGAGGGGGUUCAGCCUUCAUUUUGUGAGAGGGGCUAACAGAUCAGAUCCUUAGCCUUACAAACAAGAUCACCUGGGCCCAUAGCAGUACAAUCACAUUGCAUCUUCCUGAAUUUCGUCCUGUGCAAACAACUGCUCCAUGUACUGUUAUAUUUGUAUCAUCUGGAGGCUCAAGGGGGUUCUUUGAAACUUACUGUGAUGUCUUCCAUGUAACUAUGCUACCUUUAUGUCUACUGAAGGGGAGUGUCUGCAUAUGAAGGGAAGUUAACCAUAAACAACCAUCCUUUUAGUUGCACUCAAUAUCUAUGUAUAACAUACACAUUAAUUGAAUGCUUGCAGGCCUACAAUAUUUAGUCCUUGUAAAUAAGGAAUAUCAUAAUUAAGUUACAGCAUGUCAUUUGAUUUUUAUUUUGCUCUUAUUUAAUUUUCUGAAUGCUCACAUCUGGGUUUACAUCCAGGUGAUAGAGAUGUUUUUGUGUAACACACCUGUACAGGCAUGUGUAUAUGUUGUGCCAGGUCACUGCACAGAGAUGUGCCACACCCAGAGAAGCACACAGCUCCACAGGUAACCACCACGACUCUCUGGUCUACCCUCUUUUUCUUCUUAAUUAUGAUUUACUAUGAUGAUUUAAUAAAAUAGAAAUACAGCA